AUGAAGGGUUUGGCUUCGGUUUUGUUGGUUGGUGUUUGUGGAGUGGGUGGUGUUGUUGGUGGUGAGCAUCAUGCUCACCAGGAGAAGCGGCCGGUUGUUACUAUCGUCAAUACGAAGUAUGUUACUGUUGGCGCGAACGAGGUGGUGAAGACGAUGACUACGAUGGGGCCGGAUCUGGUUGGGAAGAAGCCGCUCAAGGAUUUUUUUUCGGAGCCGGUUGCGACGGGGGCCGUGUCAGUGGAGGCAGAGGAGAGCAAGGGCUCUGCGGGGCUUCAUGUGGGCGAUUUGGUGGGUGAUUUGGGGAAGCUUGGUGCGAGUAUCGCGGGGGACUUGAUGGCUUUUGUCAGGCCUUCUGAAAAGUUCGCGGACGGUGUUGUGCCUUGUGGUGAGUUUCCUGCCGGGCAGGGCGCGGUGAGUGUACCUUGGGUUGGGCUGGGGGGCUGGUCGUCUGUGAUGGACGCGGACGGGCACACAGCGAGUGAGUGUCAGGAUGGGUAUUACUGUUCCUAUGCGUGCCAGGCCGGGAUGUCCAAGACGCAGUGGCCCGCUGAGCAGCCGGGGGAUGGCAAGUCGAUGGGCGGGCUCUACUGCAAGGAUGGGUAUCUGUACCGGACUAACGCGGAGUCCGAGUAUCUCUGUGAAUGGGGGGUUGAUGCGGCGGUUGCGGUGAACAACAAGGAUUCGGGCAUUGCGAUGUGUCGGACGGAUUAUCCGGCUUCGGAGAACAUGGUUGUGCCCACGGUUUUGAGUCCGGGCGACUCGAAGCCUGUUUCUAUUGUCGAUGGCGACACGUACUACAAGUGGAGGGGGAUGAGGACGUCCACGCAGUACUACGUUAAUAAUGCGGGUGUGUCGGUGGAGGACGGGUGUGUGUGGGGCGAACCGGGCUCUGGGAUUGGGAACUGGGCGCCAGUUGUGCUUGGUGCUGGCCACGUUGGGGGCAUCACGUACUUGUCUAUCAUUCCCAACCCUAACAACCGGGACCCUCCAAACUUCAACGUGAAGAUCGUUGCGUCGAAGGGGUCAAAUGUGAUUGGGGACUGUAAGUACGAGAAUGGUGUUUAUAGCCAUGGCUCGGAUGGGUGCACAGCGUCCGUGCUUUCUGGAAGCGCCCAGUUUGUUUUCUACUAA
Messenger RNA from Eremothecium cymbalariae DBVPG#7215, 1131 nucleotides. It is a transcript of the gene UTH1, whose product is annotated as SUN family protein UTH1. Gene Ontology annotation, biological process: fungal-type cell wall organization. The record is from RefSeq and is a predicted model, not a curated record. Gene Ontology annotation, cellular component: cell surface; fungal-type cell wall. Lineage: Eukaryota; Fungi; Ascomycota; Saccharomycetes; Saccharomycetales; Saccharomycetaceae. The coding region runs from base 1 to 1131 and encodes 376 amino acids. The transcript has a single exon.